AUGCGGUUAUAUCGGUUCCUUGUUAUUAUCGCCCUUCUCAUGGGCAUCGCCCAAUGCUUCUUCUUCGAUAUUGUGAAUUCCGUCCCAACCGACACUGUCCUGGAUCAGCCCGAGCCAGCCGUCGAAGAGUCUGUGGCCGAAGUUGAAGGCCAGAUUGAGAUUAUUCAGUCCCGCGAGUUCACCCAGAACGCCGACUACAAGUGCGGUGCCAAAUGGGGCAGAUGCCCUAUGGGCACCUGCUGCUCUGCCUCAGGUUACUGUGGCACCUCCCAGUUGCACUGCCGCUCUCCUGACUGCUUGAUUGACUGGGGCCAAUGCGAUGCCGACCGAACACCCGAGGGACCGCCCACAAAGGACAUCCUUCGCCCUAGCAUUGGUAAAGUUCCGUACGGCCCGCAGGAGAUCCGUUCCUGCACUGUUCCCGGAACAGUCGCUUUGACAUUUGAUGAUGGCCCAACUCGGUAUACUGGUGAACUUCUUGAUCUGCUCGACAAAUACGAAGCGCCAGCUACUUUCUUUGUCACCGGUGUCAAUAACGGCAAAGGCCAGAUUGAUGAUCCCAGCUUGCCUUGGGCUCCUCUCAUUGAGCGUAUGCUACUGAGUGGUCAUCAAAUCGCCAGUCACACCUGGUCACACGAGGAUCUCAGCAAAAUCACCCCGACCCAGCGCCGCGAUCAGAUGGAGAAGAACGAAGCCGCCCUGCGGAACAUUAUGGGAAGCUUCCCGACUUAUAUGCGCCCUCCUUUCUCGAAAUGUCAUGCUGGCUCUGGAUGCCGCGAGGCCAUGGGCGACAUGGGAUACCACAUUAUUCUCUAUGAUAUCGACACAGACGACUGGAAGAAUGACAGUCCGGAUCACAUUCAAUUAUCCAAAGACCUUUUUGACAACGCUCUUGCCAAGGGAAACCCUGCGACCAAGUCUUGGCUGGUCAUUGGUCAUGAUGCGCACGAGCAAACUGUCCACAACCUUACAGAGCAUAUGCUGAAAACGAUUAUUCGACUUGGGUAUCGCCCCGUCACAGUCGGCGAUUGUCUCCAAGACCCGCGCGACAAUUGGUACCGCAUUGACAACCGAUGGCCCGGCCACAAGAACAAGAAGAAGCCACCCAGGAAGGGUCCUCAAAAGGGGAUUCCACAACAGGUCUCCGUCGAUGGCAGCUGUGGCUCAAACUAUACCUGCCUCGGUUCCCACUUUGGACUAUGCUGCAGCAGCGUCUAUCUCUGUGGAAACACUACCUUGCAUUGCGGCGUCGGCUGUCGCAAAGACUCUGGAUACUGUACCGUCGAGACACCCUCCAACGGCGACCCAUGGGAUCCCAAAUUUCCAGGCAAGAGUGGCAAGUCUGAAGGCGAGUCUGAUUUUCGCGCUGUUGGCACCGCCGCUUUGACUUCGCUUCUUCUGGCUCUGAUUGCCGCCAUGUUCAUGUGA
Penicillium atrosanguineum is the source of this 1428-nucleotide messenger RNA. Its product is annotated as chitin deacetylase CDA6. The transcript has 2 exons. The coding region runs from base 1 to 1428 and encodes 475 amino acids. Gene Ontology annotation, molecular function: hydrolase activity, acting on carbon-nitrogen (but not peptide) bonds; chitin binding. The record is from RefSeq and is a predicted model, not a curated record. Lineage: Eukaryota; Fungi; Ascomycota; Eurotiomycetes; Eurotiales; Aspergillaceae. Gene Ontology annotation, biological process: carbohydrate metabolic process.